Colletotrichum chrysophilum is the source of this 735-nucleotide messenger RNA. RefSeq lists its product as uncharacterized. Gene Ontology annotation, molecular function: RNA binding. The coding region runs from base 1 to 735 and encodes 244 amino acids. The record is from RefSeq and is a predicted model, not a curated record. Gene Ontology annotation, cellular component: cytoplasm; U2 snRNP; U5 snRNP. The transcript has 5 exons. Gene Ontology annotation, biological process: mRNA splicing, via spliceosome. NCBI's taxonomy places the organism in Eukaryota, Fungi, Ascomycota, Sordariomycetes, Glomerellales, Glomerellaceae.
AUGUCGAACAAACAGGGCAAGAUGAUCAACUACCGGAUGAGAGUCACUCUCAACGAUGGCCGCCAGAUGACCGGACAGAUGCUUGCUUUCGACAAGCACAUGAACCUCGUUCUCGCCGAUACUGAGGAGUUCCGACGCGUCAAGAUCAGGCAAAACAAGCCUGCUGCCCCUGGAAGCUCUGGCUCGAGCCAGACGAUCGAAAAGGAGGAGAAGCGCACGCUCGGUUUGACCAUCGUCCGUGGCGCCCACAUCGUGUCGCUGUCCGUUGAGUCGGAGCCUCCCGCAGACCCCAGUGCCAGGCUUGGAAAGAGUGCGCCGGGAGGAAUCUCGUCGACUCUUGCUGCUGGUCCUGGUGUCGCGAGACCUGCUGGCAGAGGUGCUGCCCCUGUCCCCCCUUCUCUGGCCGGCCCUGCUGCUGGUGUUGGAGGCGGCGCUCCCCCCGGCUUCCCUGGUUUCCCUGGUGCUCCGCCGUUUGGUGGACGUGGAGGUGUCUUCGAGGGCGACAACGACAUUGACGUUGCCUGUGCAAUCAAGUGCCCCUACGGAACGGGGAAGGACAAUGACCUUCACCUGGUGCGACUGGUUAACCAGACCGACAUGAUGGCCCCUCCUGAAGUCCGGGAAUUCUACAAGACCUCUGAGUACCGCGAGGAGUUGGACGCAAUCAUCAUGUCAACCCGCGAGAAGCUGUACACGGGCCUGGGCGACCAACUUUUCACCACACCGUGCUCUUGA